Molecule: messenger RNA, 4374 nt
Organism: Lotus japonicus
Lineage: Eukaryota; Viridiplantae; Streptophyta; Magnoliopsida; Fabales; Fabaceae
Exons: 3
Coding region: 213-4052 (1279 amino acids)
Molecular function (GO): protein binding; metal ion binding
Source: RefSeq, a predicted model, not a curated record
CAGCAAAUUUAAACGACGACGUCUUGCAUUUGACGCGGAGUAGGAAACUCGGCGUGUAGAAACCGGAGUCGUGUCCGUGUGUACUCGUUUUCUGAUCGAUCUUCAUCACCAAUCUUCUUCAUUGAUCCUUCCUCAUAGCACCUUUCCUUUGAUUUCUGAGUUUUUCUUACACUCAAACAAAGAAGAAGAAGAAGAAAGAACAACAUCACAACAUGUUAGAGAAGAUCGGGUUGCCACCAAAGCCUUCUCUGCGAGGUAACAAUUGGGUAGUUGAUGCCUCAAACUGCCAGGGAUGUUGCGCUCAGUUCACCUUCAUCAAUCGCAAGCAUCACUGUAGAAGGUGCGGGGGCUUGUUUUGCAACAGUUGUACCCAUCAAAGAAUGUAUUUGCGUGGUCAAGGUGAUUCUCCUGUACGUAUUUGUGAUCCUUGUAAGAAGCUAGAAGAGGCAGCGCGGUUUGAAAUGCGGCAGGGACGCAGGGCUGGGAGAGGAGGGAGCUUGAAAUCAGCACCUAGAGAUGAGGAUGAAGUUUUGAACCAGAUUCUUGGUCAAAGCGAGGAACUUCUGUCAUCAGGAAAGCAGUCAGCGAGUGAGAAAGAUAGUCCCACUCAAAGACCGGUUGGCAUUGCAUCUUCCUCAAGCACUAAAGUAUUUUCCAAUCACGAUGAUGGAGAUAUACAAAAAAUUGUCUCAAAUGAGAUACCCAAUAAUUUGGGUAUUGAUGUGGAAUCCAGCAGUCCUGAUGAGUUACGUCAGCAAGCUGUAGAGGAAAAAAAGAAGUAUAAGAUUCUGAAAGGAGAUGGGAAACCUGAGGAGGCCCUGAAAGCUUUUAAGAGAGGGAAGGAGCUUGAGAGGCAGGCUGACGCUUUGGAAGUUCAUUUAAGGAAGAUUCGUAAGAAGGUUUUGCCUUCUGGAGGCUUGCCUGACAUGCUUAGCAGCGAUAUUCCUGUAGAGUCUGGCAGAAAAACGAAGUCACUUCCUCAUACGGGUAAAGAAAAGGAUGAUCUUACUUCUGAACUGAGAGAGCUGGGAUGGUCUGACAUGGAUCUGCGUAAUGAAGAUGGAAACAAAGCAAAAAUGAGUUUGGAGGGUGAACUCUCAUCAAUGUUGGGAGAAAUCUUUGCAAAGACAGGUGAAGAAAAGGGGAGCAGAAUUGACAAGACCCAGGUUGUUGCUAUGAAGAAAAAGGCUCUAAUGUUGAAGCGCGAGGGCAAGCUCGCAGAAGCCAAAGAGGAAUUAAAAAGAGCUAAAAAUUUAGAAAAGCAGCUGGAAGAACAGGAACUCCUUGCUGAAGCUGAAGAUUCUGAUGAUGAGCUAUCAGCAUUAAUUCGUGGCAUGGAUGAUGAUGAUAAAGAUUUUUCUAAUCUGCAUGAUCAAGAGCAUGGUUUUGAUUUUGAUCAUCUUGUGGGAACAUCUGAUGACCUUCAUGGUAAUUUUGAAGUGACUGAAAAGGAUAUGAUGGACCCUGAGUUAGCUGGUGCUUUGGAAGCAUUAGGUUGGACUGAACCUGAGAAUUCUUCUUCCAAAUCUCAAACCUUUGACAAAGAAGCAUUGCUUAACGAAAUUAAGUCUUUGAAAAGAGAGGCUCUUAAUCAAAAGCGAGCUGGCCAUACUGAAGAAGCAAUGGCAUUCUUGAAAAAAGCGAAGUUAUUAGAAAGGGACUUGAACAGCUUCGGGUCUGAAGACAAUACUGGUAAUGGAUCUGACUCUAUCCAAUUGGAUGAGAGAAAUAAUAAUGCCACCAAUAAUGCUGCUUCUACAGUGGCACCAAAAAGCCGAUUGAUGAUUCAGAGAGAGCUUUUGAGUUUGAAAAAGAAGGCUCUCACAUUGAGAAGGGAAGGUAAAAUAAAUGAAGCUGAAGAAGAAAUGCGGAAGGGCGCAGCUUUGGAGUGUCAGCUGAUGGAGAUGGAUAAGGCUUCAAAUGGUAAAGCAUCAUCAAUGAAUACUGCUGAUAAUGUCCUUCAUUCAGCACACAAGCAUGCUGAUAGCAAUAGAAAUCCGCCACUUGAGGAAGGAAAUGAAGAUGAUGUAACAGAUAAUGAUUUGUCUGAUCCAAGAUAUCUUUCACUCCUUAGGGAUUUGGGUUGGAAUGAUGACAAUGAUGAACUAUCUAAUUCUCCAAGCAAGCCUUUGAAGAAAGAUGAUACUCAUCCUGUUCAAAUCAGUGAUAGUUCUCUUAGUAAGCAUUCUACAAGUAUCUCGGUUGAAGCACCAAGAAGAAGUAAAGCUGAGAUUCAGAGGGAACUCUUGGGCUUAAAGAGAAAGGCCUUUACUCUCAGGCGUGAAGGAAAAGCUGAGGAUGCAGAGGAAGUUCUUAAAAUGACCAAAGUAUUAGAAGCUAAGUUGGAAGAGAUGGAAGCUCCAAAGAAGGAAGCAAUGGCUGAGGCUACUAUGAUGAAAGGAGAACGCUUCAAUCCAGCAGUUGAUGAAGAAAAGGAUGUGGUUGUUUCAGAAGAGGAUAUGCAAGACCCAGCAUUGAAUUCUAUGCUUACCAAUCUUGGGUGGAAGGAUGAUAAACAUGAACCUGUGACCAUAAAAGAAGAACCUGUUACAGAUGCUACUAGUAGGUUUAAACAUACUGUAGAUCUAUCUAUACGUGAUUACUCUUCAGGCAUUCCUGCUACAGCUUCAAGGAGUAAGGGAGAGAUUCAAAGAGAACUCUUAGUAAUGAAAAGGAAGGCACUUGCUUUGAGGCGCACGGGAGAAAUAGAAGAGGCUGAGAAAAUCUUAAGUAUGGCCAAGAGUUUGGAAGCCCAAAUGGAAGAUUUGGGGAGCCAAAACAAGGACUUGUUACUUGAUGUUUCCAAGGAUGAAAAAUCUUCUCUGUCUGUUGAGGUGGAUAAUGCUUCAGCCUCUUCUGCAGUAGGAUCAUCUAAGAAUGGUGCUGAAUCAGCAAUUGGUUUGGAAAGAACCGACAACAAAACAAACAUUCCGUUUUUAAGGAAGCCCGAUAAUUUAAUUCCCACAACCUCUCAUUUUGCUGACGGUAAGCAUCCAUUCCCUGCUGAGAUGAGUUCUUCAAGUGAAAAUCUUGCAAAAAAGAUGAAAGCAGAAAAAACCAUCAGUCAUAGCUCCGCAGUUGGCCACCCCAUGCCUAUGCUAGAUCUACUUACUAGUGACGAUUGUAGCAGCUCUGAUAUAUCGACUCAGAAACAAAAAGAACAUAAACUUCUUUCGGCUGAUUCAUCUCAGGCAGGUCCAGCUAAAAUUCAGUUGGACUCAUCAGUGAAUCUCAGCCAAAAUCAGGAAUACAAAAACAAUUUUACAGCUCAACAAAGAAGAGUGACUGGUGCAGAUGAAAAGCCAAACAUCAGUGAGCCAAAUUCAAUUCCAGAUAAUGCUUCUCAGGACCAGCUUUCCUUGCGUCAAGAGAUUUUGGCUCAUAAAAGGAAGGCAGUUGCUUUUAAAAGAGAAGGGAAACUAACAGAAGCUAAGGAGGAACUCCGACAGGCCAAGCUGUUGGAGAAGAGGAUGGAGGAUGGAAGUACGCAGCCAAGCACUGCCUCCACCAGCAAUCUUUCCAAUGCACCAAAUGAUGUACAAAAGAAACAAGAUUCGCCAAAUGCUGCUGCAAAGCCUUUGACUAGUCGCGAUCGUUUCAAGUUGCAACAAGAGUCUCUAGGGCACAAACGUCAAGCCCUAAAGCUUCGGAGGGAUGGUCGAGUAAAGGAAGCUGAAGUGGAAUUUGAACGGGCAAAGGCAAUUGAAACCCAGUUGGAGGAGCUGGCAGCUCAUGAUGCCAGUAAGUCAGAUGCAGUAGAUGAUGUGACUGUUGAGGAUUUUCUUGAUCCUCAACUCUUGUCUGCUCUGAAAGCUGCUGGACUAGAAGAUAUAAGUGUCGUCCCAAAAGGCCCAGAAAGGCAAGAGACCGUGAAAUCUAAUGCUAAACCUGAAAACUCUAACCAAGAGAGAAUUCAGCUAGAAGAAAGAAUCAAAUCAGAAAAGAUAAAGGCAGUUAAUUUGAAACGUUCAGGAAAACAAGCUGAAGCCUUAGAUGCUCUCCGCCGGGCCAAAAUGUAUGAAAAGAAGCUGAAUUCAUUAACAUCUGAGUGAUGAUGAUGAAGAAGUAAAUACUGCUACUUCAAGGUGCACAAAGAGGGUUGCUCCUUCCAUUACAUGCAUGUUUACUUUAUCCUCAUACUAAAUAUUGACGAAUAUAUAGAUGAUGAUUAAUAAGUUACAAUUUUCAUCUGAAAAUUGUUAAUGUAGUUCUAAACAUGAAGAGAAUCAAUGUUGUAUAAUGUGUUAACGUUUGAUGUUUGAAACAAGGCCAUUCCUCCAGCUGAUAUAUUACAGGAAAUGUGAACUUGUUUUGGAUUACGUAUACUUCCUUUGUUGUAUGCAGCCAGAGUUGUUGGGCUAUUUGUUUUUGUUA